Struthio camelus australis is the source of this 2741-nucleotide messenger RNA. Lineage: Eukaryota; Metazoa; Chordata; Aves; Struthioniformes; Struthionidae. The record is from RefSeq and is a predicted model, not a curated record.
GAAAGCCUGGGCUGCUAGCAGGCGGCAGCUGUCGGCGUAGCUGCGCCUCAAAGGUGCCCGGAGAGCAAACCCUGGAAAAGUUAACUUCGUCCUCCGCUUUGCUUGGCCGCAGGACUUGAGACCUCUGCAAGUUGGUCGCUGCUCAGGUUUAUUCUAGUCCCGAAUCCUGGCCAUUCGCGUGCCCGUUUUCAGAUGUUCGCUUUUGAGUUUUGGAUGUUAUUGGAGAUCUAAUUUUCUCAACCAAAUAACCUCAAUUUAAAUGCGCUCUGAUAGCGAGAUAAGGGAAGAAGACGAGAUUAGUUGUGCUGUCUUGCAGCCUUUGAAUGCAGCGGCCAGGACUGAUAAAUGUAGUAGUGCUUUCAGGUAGUGCUGACUGCAGCACUAAUUAAAUGUGAAGCUUAUGCAAUGUAUUUAUGUAUUAAAUUGAUUUGGCAGAUUUGCUGUAUAGUAACAUGCUGUUCGUAUUUUGGGGGGCGGGUAGAAAGGAAUACUGACAUCAAGGUACAUCUUAAAUCCUCAGGGGUUAAAGAGGGUGGAAUAAAUUAACACUAAGCCUGUAGUAGUGGUUGAUAUGAAAAAUGUUUUCCUCAAUUAGCUGAACAUAUAUUUGUGAUGAUCCUAAAAUAGACAAUAGUACGCAGGAACCAAUGAACUGUACAAAUCACACUGCAUAUGUUCAAUGUCUGCCAGCACCAAAUAUUACCUGUAAAGAUCACCUUGGCAUAGAAAAAGUCUUUACUGGAAAUGAAGUUGGAUUUUACAAGCCUAUUGCAUGUCGAAACGUAAAUGGAUACUCCUACAAAGUGGCAGUGGCUCUGUCUUUAUUUCUUGGAUGGCUGGGAGCAGAUAGAUUUUAUCUAGGCUACCCUGCCUUAGGUUUGCUAAAGUUCUGCACUGUAGGAUUUUGUGGAAUUGGUAGCCUAAUUGAUUUCAUACUUAUUUCAAUGCAGAUCGUUGGACCUUCUGAUGGCUCUAGUUAUAUUAUAGAUUACUAUGGAGCAAGGCUUACGAGGCUCACUAUUACCAAUGCAACUUUCAGAAAAAUGCAGACGUAUCCUUAACCCUGGCAGUAAGUGUCACGUAUGCAUCUAAUUUUACAGAUGGAUCCAGUCGUCCACUGAAAUUGCUGAUGACUUAUUAAUUAUACUUCAUCAGAACUGUAUAUUAAAUGUUGUACAUUGAACAAAGAUGAUAAAAUAUGAAAAUUCAUCAGGAGAAUGAAUUUACCUCAAAGGUGCCAACUUUCUUUGUGACUGCUCUAUUUCUGUGAGCACACAGUUUGCUGCUAUGUUGUAUCAUUUGUGAAGUAUGCAGACUUUUGUAAUUUGCACUGUUGACAUUCGGCAUCUCAGUAUAAUUCACAGGGUUAAGCGGGGAAGGAAUUGUUCAGCAGAACAUCUUUGCUGAUUCUUAGUCCGUUGAAAUUGAUGAGACAUGGAUGUUAGUAGGCCAGAAUUACCCCUGGGAUCUGAUUCCAGAACUAUUCGUGGCAGUUUGAAAGUUAACUUAAAAACCCUAAAACACAAAUUGCUUUUCUUUCUAUCAUGUUAGUUAAAAACCACAUGGCCCUAAAUUUUGUGCUGAAAGUCCACUAUGAAUCGCUAUGAAAUUCCAUUCACUUGAAGAUUUUUUCCCAUUAAGGUUAAAGAACAAUCUUUGUAAGGUUGCAAAAUUUGAUCAGUCCUGAUCAACAGUAGGAAUAUGGAUUAAAAAAAAAAGAUCCGUAUGUGACGCAUCUCAGAAAGGAAGGUGGAUGUUGGAGUGCGCUGAGGUUAGAAUAGGGCAUAAUUGCUUUGCUUAUUUUGAUUCCCCCCCCCCUUGCAACCAUCCAUAUUGAAAUGCAUGCCGCCUUUUUCCGACAAGAAAUUUGUGUCUGUUUUGCAGAUACAGAAUGUCAGAAAUGUGAAUUCUUUGCAUUAAUAAAGCCCUUGAAAAUUUCUUCUUUCAAGUGUGUACUUGUUGAUAAAUGAAUUGUGUUUCAGUGAAAUACAUUCUGUGUCCUUCAAAGUUGUUUUACCAAAUCCUUUAGGACAGCUAAGAUUUACCUAGAUUUUCCUUUAAAUAUAUAUAUGCACACUGAGACAGAAACAGUUUCAACAGAAUCUUCCUACUAUUUGACUAAUUUCAAAUAUUCCUUUCACCUUCUUAUGAAAACCUGGAGUAACUGAAUGAGAAGUUCAUUUUAAUAGCGUAGAUUUUUUUUUUUAAUAAUCUGAGAGGAGGGGAGGUUGUUUUAGAUGAAACUCUUAAAAUGUUAUUAAUGUGUCUGCAAUCAGUAGUUUUAAGAGAAUUACAUAAACCAGAUUCCUAAACUGAUUUUUUUAAAGUGCAAUUUCUGGUUUUUAGUCUCUUUUCAACCUACAUUAAGACUGGUGCACAGAAAGUUUUGCAAAGCAAUCCUGUUUUUGUCCAAAUAAGCGUAACUGGAAUACCUAUCACAUAAUGAGAAUGAACCACAAGGAGUACCUUAUGCUUAACAUUUCUACUUUCCUUCACUUAAGACAUAGUUCUGCAAUACCUGCUAACGUGCAUUUUACGUGUGGGUUCAAAGAGACAAGAACUCUCUGUUAGCUUCGUUUACUUUUCUUAUAUUCACUGCAUCUCCCUUUUGUCUCUCUUUCACUGAACGCUCUUUGUGCAUGUCAGGUUUUUUUUUUCUGAAAUUCACAUUUUCAAAAAGAUACAGGAAAAUGGACAGAAAAGAAAUAUUUGAAUCAAAUAAAAUUCCAUGAUUAAGAUCA